Messenger RNA from Linum trigynum, 327 nucleotides. The record is from the annotation of a GenBank genome assembly. NCBI's taxonomy places the organism in Eukaryota, Viridiplantae, Streptophyta, Magnoliopsida, Malpighiales, Linaceae.
AUGGAAGCGGACGAAAGUCUGGUGCAAGAGCAAGAGGCUGCCAGUGCAAGAUCCGUUGAUAUUGAUUUAAGUCAUGAUUCUUCAAGCUCAAUUCGUGGUGAGGAAGUUGUAGUAGAAGGUGAAGUCAAUGAUGAGAAGGAAGAUUCUACCAUGAAUAUGAUUACUUCCCAUGUUGAAGAGGAAGUCGAAGAAGAAGCGAAAGAAAAGGUUUUUGUGGAUGGACUUGUUAUAGCUACUUGUGGAGAAAUUGCACAAGCUUUGAUGCCUUCUCAACAAGAACCAGAACUUAAAAUAGAAGAUGAUCACCAACAUGAUAAUGGACUAUGA